Molecule: messenger RNA, 206 nt
Organism: Aspergillus aculeatus ATCC 16872
Lineage: Eukaryota; Fungi; Ascomycota; Eurotiomycetes; Eurotiales; Aspergillaceae
Exons: 1
Source: RefSeq, a predicted model, not a curated record
AUCCGACAUGGGGCUUGUGUUCGACCGGUCAGCAGCCCAUCCCAUCAUCACCUGGGUGGUCCUUGGAUGCAAGUCAGCAAUUGAUUGCUUGCACUUGAUUACUGCCAGCCAGAGUUGCUCAACACAAAUCCCAGAAUACCAGCGAGUUGUUCAUCGCUACAGUCUAAAUUAAGCACCAUGAACUGCUGCUGUCUCGAAAGUGAAUG